GGAGGGAGAGUGGGAGAGAAGAGGAUAGGGUCCCACAAGUGAGAGAACGAGAAAGAGCAGCCCCCCUCCUGCACACUCAUCCAUAAUCCGUUCCCCCUUCUGUAUUUGGAGGAAUAUUGGAUUACUUUCUGCACAGGAGUACCAACAGAGCGCAUCCAGGGAUGGUCAGGUGGCAGAGUAUCACAGCAGUGUUGAGCUGUGAACUGAACCAUGGAGCUGUACAUUAGGCUGGUCACAAGUAGAGACAGCACUCGCACAGUCUACAGCAGGACAAGCAGAACUGACUUUGGGAAGCCCCACAGCAUGCAGCCGGGUCUUGAGUAAGGAAAAGUGGACCCGGUCCUCUCCUCUUCACCCAGGGCCAGAGCUGCAGAAUGCUCAGUCCUGCCACCCCAUACAGUCUGUUGAAGAUGCACUGGUCUCCGGAGCACGUCGCCCCUUUAUCUCAGUGGCCUGAACAGCACCUAGAUGUGACAUCCACCACCUCCCCCCAGUCUGCCCACAAACAAGACCCCUACAGUUCUGCUGCCCGACGCACCUAUGCUCCUGCUGGGUAUCCUUGGGCCAGCGAUGACAUAUCUGCUCUUACGGCUUCUUCGCUCCUGAAACGUUACGCUGAGAAGUACUCAGGCCUGGAAUUGUCUUAUGAACGCCCUGCUACAGGUGUCUACUCUGAGUCUGGAAGUUUCCUUAAAACUGAAUCCGAAUCUUGGGCUUUGAGUCAAGGUGUUGAUUGCUACCCCGGACUUGAGGCACUAACUGGUACCAAAGUGGGGCCUGGCUCAGUAGGAAUCCCAGCUACAGGAAGUGUAACAUUAGUGAGUAGUAACUUGGUCUCAGAACCAGGCUAUAGCGGGGCUCCAUCCUGCAAUACCCCAUCGUCUCAGGAAUACCCUCCUGCCUACAACAGUACCUAUCUGUCCCCAGGAUACUGUCCUCAACCAAGUGCAGCACUUCCACCUGCCCCUCUGCACACCUUGCAGCCAACACCUUCUCUAGUGCCCAGCUACAGCACCAGCACCCCUGUCUACAACUACACACCAGGUUGCUACCCCCAAGCCAGCCUUUCCUCUGGAUACAACCACCCUAGUGCCUCUUACCUGCCUUCAGGUAUUAGCGCUCCUACACCUUUGGCCCCUAGACCUACUGUAGUUGGGGGUAGUUAUAGUUAUUCUUGUCACAGCAUUGGUGGGAGCUCUGAUGCAGGUGUGCCACUUAAACGCAAGGCCUUCGAGAUGACAGAGGAAGGACAGGAGGAUGUAGAAGUGGAUGGAUCGCGUUACAAAAAGUAUGGCAACAGUUCAGGAAGCAGUCAUAGCAAAGGUAAUGGUAAUGGGCAAGCUAACGGCUACGAUGUUAGUGGCCCUUCCUCAGAUCAGCAGGGUUACAAGGCUGGAAAGCCCCUCAUAUCACCUCCUUACAAUGGAGCAGCAGACUAUAGCCCACCACCAGGCCUCGCAGGGGAGAGCGUGGCAGGAGAGCACAGCUUUACUCAGCAGCAAAGAAUGUCUGUCAAGAUACCAGCAUCUCACACACGAGCAGAGGACCCUACUUGUGGCCGCUGAUUAUCGCAGUCAAAACAAAAGAGAUGUAUCCAAAGACUGAAGGGUUCUGGCGCAACAUUGAAUUGUUCUUCAAAAAGUGUAAUCGCUCUGGCAAACACAAGAGGGCACAAGACUUCUAUUUCUUGUGGAUGUUUAUCAUUACUCAUAUAUUUCCAAAGAUUCACAGAGGUAUUUUGGCCCCCUAGGUUAAGCUACUCUCUGCAUAGACAGUCUAAAUAUACGAGUGUCUGUUUCUCUCAGGAUCUUAUGUACUACUUGCUGGCUACUUUUUUUUUUUUUUUAAGGAAGAUGAUAUACUCCAUCUUAUUUGCGUAAACAAGAAUGCCUUUGACUGCAAAAAUACCCAACAAAAAUGACCAAAAAAAAGCAAGCAAUAACUAAAAUGUUGAGAUUGCCAUGCUACUUUAGCAUAAUCACUGCUACACCACUAACUGCAAGGCUUGAUGUGUCAUUGGGCCUUAUUUUCUAUCUUACCUUCCAUCUUUUGCAUUUAUUCUCUGCCAUGGAUUCCAUCCUUUUCUGCUCAACAAUGUCUGUGCAGAACUGCUUAAAUCAUACCGUAAAUCCUCUAAUAUAGGCCCGGGCCUUUAUUUCACUCAAGUGCAUCGCGGUCCAGGCCUUUAUUGGAAAGAGGCCAGAAUUAGAGACAGGCCUCUAUUGCUAUUUGAACAAAACAGACUA
Messenger RNA from Cyprinodon tularosa, 2246 nucleotides. Its product is annotated as fidgetin-like protein 2. The record is from RefSeq and is a predicted model, not a curated record. The transcript is spliced from 3 exons. NCBI's taxonomy places the organism in Eukaryota, Metazoa, Chordata, Actinopteri, Cyprinodontiformes, Cyprinodontidae. Bases 375 to 1565 code for a protein of 396 amino acids.